Molecule: messenger RNA, 4983 nt
Organism: Cladocopium goreaui
Lineage: Eukaryota; Dinophyceae; Suessiales; Symbiodiniaceae
Source: the annotation of a GenBank genome assembly
AUGGCAACCCCUGUGCAAUGCUCCAGAUUGCAGAUGAAAGUGACAUCCUUACAGCGCUUCCAGUAUGAUCACAUGCGUUUAGCUCCAACGAUGAGUGCGUGGUCCAGAAGGAAAGCCAUCGCCCGUGUUGACUGGGUGGUAGCCACGGCCAGAAGUUUGAGGGAGAAGGAACACAAGCAUUUAGCCACCAGCAUCGCACAAGGUGCAGCUGCAGUGGAUGCUGCUUGGCAGAUCUUGAAGGGCCACAGGGUGCUGCACAAGGCGACCAACUCUUUGGAGAAAUACCUCAACGAGGGUGGUACUCUGGGUGGCCAACCUAGUGCCGGCGAUGACGACGAGUUCCCUUUCUUCACUCAAGCCAAAAGCUCUGAUGCAGGGCCCGCUCUCAGGCCAUUUUGCCCCAUCUCAAACCAUCAAAAAACCAACAUCUUCCAAUUUCGAAGCUCGUCGCUCGUCCAGAUGGCGCAAGCGAUCGUAGUGGGUGGUGGCUUGGCGGGCGUCUCCGCAGCCAAUACGGUGCUGGAGUGCGGGGGCAAGGUGGUCCUGGUGGACAAAAGCGCCUUCUGCGGUGGAAAUUCCACCAAAGCCACCAGUGGCAUCAAUGGGGCAGAGACACAGACCCAGAAAGCCAAAAAGGUGGAGGACUCCGUUCAGCUCUUUACUUCUGAUACCUUGAAGGGUGGAGCCAAGAAGCCAGAGCUGGUGAAGGUGCUCUGUGGAAACAGCGGCCCUGACGUAGACUGGUUGGUGGACAAGUUCGACUUGGACAUGUCACUCUUGGCUCGUCUCGGUGGUCAUUCUGCUCCCCGCACUCAUCGUGGCAAGGAGCGUUUCCCGGGAAUGACCAUCACCUAUGCUCUGAUCCAAAUGGUGGAGAAGAUUUCGGAGCGCAGUGACCUGGCGCGUAUCAUCAACAAGGCCAAGGUCAAGCAGCUGUUGACCAAGGCUGGAGCUGUUUGCGGUGUGACUUACGAGAAGAAGGGCAAGGACUUCACGGAGGAAGGCCCGGUAAUUUUGGCCACCGGCGGCUUUGGCGCCGACUUCACGGAUGAUUCCUUGUUGGCCAAGUACCGGCCCGACCUUUUGCACCUUCCCACCACCAACGGUGACCACACCACCGGAGAUGGUAUCAAGAUGGGCGAAGCAAUUGGUGCGCGCAGCAUUGACUUGGAAUGGGUGCAGGUUCACCCGACAGGCUUGGUAGAGCCUGAUGACCCCGAGGCCAAGAUCAAAUUCCUGGCUGCUGAGGCCUUGCGCGGCGUGGGUGGCCUGGUGAUCAACGCGGAGGGCCAGCGCUUCUGCAACGAGCUGGGACGGCGCGACUACGUCACUGGAGAAAUGUGGAAGUCGAAGCCUCCAUUUAGACUGAUCUUGAACAAGGCCGCCAGCGAUGAGAUCAUUUGGCAUUGCAAGCACUACACGGGACGUGGUGUGAUGAAGUUCUACGAGAGCGGGGAGGCACUUUGCAAGGACAUGAACAUCCCUUUGAGCACUCUGGAGGCCACUCAUCAAAGCCAUUUCGAGUCUGCCAAGAAGCAGGAGAAGGAUCCUGAGGGCGGGCCAUUCCCGGCCUACCCAUCAGGCAAGACAUGGGAUGAACCCAGCGGCUUGACAGGUGCUGGCAAAAAAUUCUUCCACAACAUCAUCGAUGGCAAAAAAGUGAAGACCGAGCCUUUCUACUCAGCAAUCAUCACUCCUGUCAUUCACUACUGCAUGGGUGGCUUGGAGAUUGAUGAGGACUCCGCGGUGGUCAGCCAGUCUGGCAAAGCCAUUCCCGGGCUCUACGCUGCGGGCGAAGUCGCCGGUGGUGUACAUGGCAACAACCGUCUGGGUGGCAACUCCCUCUUGGACUGCGUGGUCUUCGGCCGUGUGGCUGGAAAGCACUGCGCCAAGUACAUGUUGGGCGAUAAGUUUAAGGCGCUGGAUCUCAAGGAGCUUUCAGGCCUCUCGAUUGGUCAGACCCAAAUUUUCGUGCUCAGUCCUCGUGACAGGUCCCUGGCAGAAGUUAUCUCAGCAGUGAAAUCGGAGGUGAGCCAAGUGCAAAUUCGCAGCUCGGCGGCAGCUGCCUGUGAGUCCACAGACCAGGCGGCCUAUGUGGCUCUGCUGGAGGUGGCCAAGCAGUCAAGGCGAAAGGAUGCCUUCAGCUUGACGGAUUUCGUGGGAGGAGCCAGCGGCAGGGCUCAGGUUGAAAACUUGAACGACCGCACAUUGCGACGUCACUGGGGCGUGAUGGUUUUCCAAGACCUGAACGAUGCUAUCGUGGCUUGCUUGUUUUUAGAGGAUGUCAAGGCUGCCUUUUUAGGACAAGCUGCCCUUGCCGCAGAAAGCCAGAAGAUCCAAGACAGACAGAAGGCGCUGAAGGAGCAACUGGGCUUGACGGAUCAGCUGGCCACGACUCUCACAGAUGAAUGUGAGAAGCUGCUGGCCGACUUCGAGGAGAAAAAGAAGGCUCGGAACCAGGAGAUUGAUGCUCUGGAUGCGAAGAAGAAGGCCUUGGACCUUUGGCCAAUGUGGACCUCCAAUGAGCGCACCACUCCCAAGACCAUCGACGAAGCCAAAACGGGUUACGCUUUUCUCAGACCCGACCUUCUCAACACGCUGAGAAUCAAUAUGAAGGACGUGAUUUGCAGCAAGAAAGCCUCCCAGCUGAAGAGGCUUCACGAAGCCACUCAUUUUGCCAUCGGCUGCCAGAAGUGGGACGAGGACACACGUGGAGCAUCGGUGACCCACUCGACCUUUGUAGAUCCUGAAGUGGUCUAUGCCACAUGUGAUGCACCGGACAAGAAUAUGAGUGUAGUUGAGCUUCGCCAGCAAGUCUUCAAACCUUCCAGCCACUACCGCACGGAGCAACGGGAUCGUUUUGAUGAUCCUGGACCGCAGCCCAGGAACGACACCCUGGUGCCAUCGGUGACGGUGCACUUGGGCGAUGAUCGUCCGGGCUAUUCCCUGCAAUCCCAUGCGGUGCAUCGGAAGAUUCCCAGCGAGGAGCAGGAUGGCGCCAAGGCCCUGAGAGCUGCAGGGAGUGGGAUCCUGAUCCCCACCGCAGUGUUUCCCAAGCCGGUGCGGUGUAACCCAGUGACAGGAGGACCCCGGACCCCGGACGUCUAUGACUUGGGGGUGGCCAACCAGGUACGACAUGACCGGGUGAGCCAAAACAGUUCCAGCAUCAUUCGCGAGGCGCAUGUGCGCAACCCCAUCUCAGGCGAUUGCAUCCCACUGCAGCAGUAUGCCAACCCAAGGGGGGAGGCUCACCUGAGUAGCGAAGGCUUUCCACUCUUAGGUACGCUGCUUGCGCAGGAACUGGCAGCUGGGGAUGCUUCAGCGGCCCCUGGCAGCUAUGUUGGCCGAAAAAGAGGCUCUGGGAAGAUGGCGGCCACCGGAAUGGCGGCUUCCUCCAGUGGAUCCCUCUAUUCUGAAAUGAAACUGAAAAAGAUGGAACUUCAAGAUGAACAGAGGUGUAGGGCACGGCUGGACGCUCCCGAUGCCCAGCAGCUCCCGGACCUGGACGAGGCCUGCGCGGAGGUGCAGCGCAGCGAGUCCCAGGCCCUACUGAAACGACGGGUGCAUGUCACGGCCAAGUUACUCCCAGUGGCCUCCAAAAUCGCCUGGCAACAAUUCACCGGCAGCGACACCGCGGUGGAGAAUACCCGACGCUUGAGGAUGGUCCUUGAGGCGCUGGGCCCUGCCUUCGUGAAGCUGGGCCAGGCGGCGGCCUGUCGCGAGGACAUCUUGAGCGAAGCCGUGGCAAAGGAGCUGAGGAAACUCUGUGAUCAGGUGGCCCCCUUUGACCACUCUGAAGCGCAACGGUUGGUGGGUUGUCAGCUGGGCGACUUGGCCUUCCAGGCGGCCUCUGGUGCUCCCUGUGUGGCGGCUGCCAGCCUGGGGCAGGUGUAUAGCAUUGACGUGAAUGGCCGGAAAUAUGCCAUGAAGGUACAACGACCUGGUUUGAACCGGGCCUUAGCCAUGGAUGUGGUGAUUUUGAAAGGCAUUGCCCGCUUCAUGCGCUCAUUGGUCCGCCGCUUCAUGGUGGCGACACUGGACCCCGUUCAGAUCGUAGAGGAUUGGGCCAAGACCUUGUGGGAUGAGCUAGACUACAAAAAGGAGGCGCAGAGUAUGGAAGACAUGCGACAUGCUCUUUGCGGUUCUGUUGGCGGCCUGGUAAUUCCCAGGGUGAAUUGGCAAUUUACCUCGCUGCGGGUGUUGGCCACCGAAUGGGUGGACGGCUUAAAGAUCACUGAGCAGCCCAAAGCAGUGAAGCCCGCCCAUGUGGCGGUUGGUGUGGAAGCCUUUGCAGCGAUGAUUUUGGAUGUGGGUGUGGUCCACGCGGAUCCGCACCCGGGGAACUUCAUCGUAACGGGAGACUCCAGCAUUUGCCUCCUGGACUUUGGUAUGGUGUGCCGGGUGCCACCAGCACAUCGACAUGCAUGGGCCAAAUGUGUCGUUCAUUUGGUUCGAAAGGAUCACGGCUCCGUCUUGGACGAUCUCAUUGAGAUCGGUUUCUUCCCACAUGACUGCCCUCGCGAUGAGAUUUUGCCAGUCAUGUCAAAGAUCUGGGCCAAGCUUGUGGAGUGUGGAAGCGACAUUCACAAAAGGAAGAGUGCGGUGCAGCUCCUUUAUGCCGAAAUCCUCACAUUAGUUCGCCGCUUCAAGUUCAAUCUCCCAGACUACUACGUGGCUUUGGUGCGAGCGCUACUGACGCUUGAGGGCAUUGCACUGGCAGCAGACUGUAACUUCGAUAUCUUCGAGGCCGCCUUUCCAGUAGCCCUUCGCUUCCUAUCCAGACCCAGCCCCAUAGAUCCAAUGGCCAAGCCCAGUAUUUUCACCUCGGCCGUGCUGAAAGUGCUGCAGAAUCGCGGUGUGGCGAAAGUCCUGGUGCGCUGCGGAGCGUGCACUCAGCUGAACUUCAGAAGUGCGAUUUUCGCAAUCCUGCUUCUUUGGAUUGCACUGCUAUCAGUUUGCUCCGUUUCGUAUGGCAGCCGUUGA